CACUACUGGUAACCAAGCAUAGAUAUACUGAAGCAAAGCAAGAACACAGAAAACAAAAUGUUUUCUUUGUUUUGCAUCUUUCUUUGCCUUGUCAUAAGGGUAGGCGUCAAAGCAGACUCUGAUCUGUCAGGCUGCCCUUCUACAGAAAACACCUGGAGAUACCGUGCAAGGAGCGGAGAGAAGUUUGUAUUAUUCUGUGAUAUUCCUAAACUAGGUCUCUGCAAUAGGAGGGAUCAUUCAAGCAAAAAGAUGUGUAGUAGAACUGCAUGUGAAGGGUUCCAGUGGUACAAACAACCUCAAAAUGGAUCACAACCAUAUGCUAUUCAGAAUGACCACCCUCAUAUCACAUGGGAAAACAAUUUACUUCAGUUUUCACCAAUUGGUAUCAAUGACGCUGGGUCUUAUAUUUGUGCAAUCAAGUAUAAACCGAAGCUUGUAGAGGAGUCCAGAAAAUCAAAGGGGAUUACUUGUUUUCUUAAUAUAACUGUAGAAGUUCAGCCAAAGGAAAAGACACCCUGUAUGGACUCCGUAAAAAAUGAGCUAUACCUUGUUAUUGGUAGCACUGAUUCAAUUCCUUGUCCUGGGGUGAAUUGUGAGGGAGAUUUACAAAGGCAAGACAUGACAUGGUACAAGAAUGGAAUGCUAUGUCCUAAUUGGAAAAACACUAACAUAAUCUUUGAUGACAUUUACCAUUACAAUCGUGGUUUGUAUGUAUGUGAUUAUAACCAGUCUAUUAACUCAACUUGGUGGAUAGUCAGAGCAGUUGUUGAAGUGAAAACCAUUGUGCAAAAUACUUCAUUCACACCUAUCAUUUCUGAUCCACCACAUGACAAGUUCACGUUGGAAGUGGAACUUGGAAUGCCAUUGACUCUUGAAUGCAAAGCACAUUUUGGCCAGGAAAGAAAUUUCAACCCUGUAAUAAAAUGGUAUGUUGAAGAUGCUGAGCUUAACAGGGAAGAACUAAGACAAGAAAAUAUAAGUAUCAUCAAUCAAGUGGAGAAGAAAACUAUAUAUUAUACUGCCUUCUUGAAGCAAGUAACUAAAAAGGAUCUACUAAGGAAUUUUAUAUGUUUUGCUCAGAAUUCUGUGGGGAAUAGUACACGGACCAUCAAGCUAAAACAGAAAAGAGGAGUGCUUUUCACAUACAUACUAUUUGGCACCACCAUAACACUUGUGUCAAUCCUCAUGGCAACUGCCUUCAUCUACCGUUACUGGGUUGAAAUAGUCCUUCUGUACCGAACUUACCAAGCCAAGGAUGAAACUCUAGGGGAUAGAAAAGAAUUUGAUGCCUUUGUGUCUUAUGCUAAACAAGACUCCUUUGACAGCCUGGACCCUUCAUCUCUGAAUGAGGAAAGCUUUGCAUUGGAUUUACUCCCUAAAGUGUUGGAAAAAAAAUAUGGAUACACUUUGUGUUUGUUUGAAAGGGAUGUGAUCCCAGGAGGAGCUUACACAGACGAUAUCGUGAAAAUUAUCAAGCAGAGUCGGAGAGUCAUUUGUAUCCUGAGCCCCAGCUAUGUGAGCAGCCCCACUGUCUUUGAAUUGCAAGCUGCAGUCAAUCUUGCCUUGGAAGACCAAACAUUGAAACUCAUUUUAAUUAAAUUUUCUCCCUUCAAAGAGCCAGAUUCUUUACCUCACCGAGUGAAGAAAGCCCUUACUGUACUUCCCACCAUCACUUGGAGAAGUUCAAAAUCAGCUCCUUCAGAUUCCCGAUUCUGGAACUGCGUUCGCUACCAUAUGCCUGUGAAAAACCAUCGGGGAUUAGGAGAGAAAGGGUUCAAGAUUUUUCCAAGAAUUUUCUCAUUAAAACAAAAAGAAGAAAGUUAUUCACUAUGAGAGAAACCACUGGGAGGCGCUACUGGCUCAAGGAAUGGUAAAGUUAGAAGAGCUGCCUCCUGCCUUCCCAAGGGACUGCAGGGAAUACACUGGAAGGUUUCCUCUAAGUCAGUGCCAGUGUGGGCACAGCA
Messenger RNA from Trichosurus vulpecula (common brushtail), 1964 nucleotides. It is a transcript of the gene IL18RAP, whose product is annotated as interleukin 18 receptor accessory protein. The record is from RefSeq and is a predicted model, not a curated record. Lineage: Eukaryota; Metazoa; Chordata; Mammalia; Diprotodontia; Phalangeridae. Gene Ontology annotation, molecular function: interleukin-18 receptor activity. Gene Ontology annotation, biological process: interleukin-18-mediated signaling pathway. The coding region runs from base 58 to 1833 and encodes 591 amino acids. The transcript is spliced from 11 exons.